AUCUGAUAAGCCAAGCUUAUUUAUAAAUGUCGAGUUGCCUCUAUUUUUUAAACACUUAAACAACAACUUCAGGUGUAAUAUUACAGAAGUGUUUUUGUACCUUUAAUUAAAAAUAUAUGCUUUUCUUAAAGAGCAGUCUUGAAUUGACAUUUUAUAUAUUUUAGGAUUGUAGAUACAAGAAAAGUAUAAACAAAUUACUAAAAAAUACAAAACUGACUGAAGAAGUUACAUUAUCUUUGAAAUUUUCUAUGUAGGGUUAGCCUACAGCUAUGAAAAAUCUAUUUGUGUUAUUGUGUUUAAAAGAAGGCAAAUGCAAGCGAGACAACAUGAAUUCACUCGACCCACAUCACCGCAACUUUCUUUCUUGACUACUUCGAAUAAUUUGGGAAAUGUUCAUGUGCAGACACAUUUUGAUAACAAUGUUCCUGCCAACAAAAUCAUCCAUGUCACAAAUUAUAAUCGAGGUUCCGUUUCAGAUUCAAUUCUUGAGGACUCUUGUGACAGCUUCAUGGAUACUGACACUGAAGAUGCUAGUUUACCUGGGAACCCUCAAGCUGAUGCCGAGCCUUAUUUAUCCCUAAGAAGUGCUCUGAAUAAAGUUGUUAAUACAAAACCAGAUGUAUCUGAUCCUUACCAUCGCUAUCCACAGCAUAGUAGUGGUGACCUAUCUCCUCGAAAAGAACUCAAAAAAUUAAUUAAAGAAGUGGAAACCUCUAAGCCAACUACACCUGAAUAUUCUCCACGUAAAGAUGAGUUUGUAAUCGACAAGUUAAUGACUGAUGGUAUUCCGCAAAUCAAAAUUAUAGAGGAACCUGAAACAACUUACAGAGCAAGAUACGAAAGUGAGGGUUGUAAGGGUCCAAUUCAUGGAGCUACUGAAACAGGCUUUCCAACAAUAAAGAUUGAAGGCUACGUUGGUGACGUUGUUAUUACUGUGUUUGUUGUGACACGUGAAGAUGAACCUCACUUGCACACUGCUACUGGUCCUGGCUCGACAAAAGCUCCUUGUAAGGAAGUCACAUUAAAAGAUGGGACACCUGCCAUUCAAAUGUUGAUGAAACCCGAAGAUGAAAAUGAUGAAAUGAUUGCAAUCUUUGACCAGUUAAGUAUCAGGCGGGUUCGAAACUGGGAAGCUGAUCGUGAACUUCGAAAGCGUGGUAUUGAACCUUCCACAUGGAAAAGUAAGAAGAAGGAAGCAAAGUUGGCGUUUCAAGCAUCUAUAGCACCUUCUAAAAAUCACACUGGUUAUUUAUUGACAACAUACUCAAGAUCAUUUUUAUGUACGGCACCAUCUGGAAACCCUGAGAUAUGGUGGGCUAGUUUGAGCGAAUGUUCAGCUGAAGGUGGCGAAGAAAUGGGAUUUAUUGGAAAGAAAUUUGCUUCUGGGUUUAAAGUUCGUUUCUUCUCAAAAGAGGAUUAUGGCAAUACAUGGGAAGCGUUCGCAGAGGUGGACAAAGCAAAAUCUAAUUUAAAUGCUUGUGUUGUAAAAGUACCUCCUUAUAAAGAAACAACGCUGCCUGAAAGUAUUGUAGUGUACGUUGAAAUUCGGGUUGGUCCUGAAAAGGAACCAAGAAAUAGUGACCCGUACCCGUUUACCUAUUCCGCCAGCAAAACCGUGGAAGGUUGUGCGAACUGUGCUCAAAUUAAAGGAUUUCUUCAGCGCGUGUAUAGCGCACAAAGUGGUGAUAUGCCAUCAAGUUUAACCGUUGCUUCUCUAAAUGCUGAAGCGAAACAAGACAGUUCUGAACGAAAUAUAGAUGUUAGUAAAAUGGGUGCGAAUAUAGAACCGACAACUCCAACCAAGUUACGACUAGAUUCGCCUGCUAAACGUGUUGCGAAUAUGCCGUCUGUUUUACCCAGCAGUGCAUCUAACGAUAUCCGUGUUCUUUUGCAACAGGAGAAGUCAGUACUCAACGGGACAUGUGCAAACAACAUUGCGCCUUCAACGUUAGGUGUGCUCUAUGUACAGAAUAACGUUUUGCCAGUUGUUGCCCCAACAAGUAGACCGAAUGUUGCUGUCCAACCUGGUUUUAUGAUACAGCAGCCAGUUUACAAUAACAAGCCUAUUCAAAACAUCACUGCACCUGCGCUCGUUAACCCGCAAACUAUUAAUGCUACCAAUUUAACUACUGCAAAUUUCGUAGGAUCGCAACAACAAAUUAAUGCUGUUAAUUCCAUGCUUUCUGUUCUUCCUAAAACAAAUGUUUCAGUCACGACACAGACUGCUUUGACACAAACACCUAUCGUACAUUUACCAAACAAUGACAUGCAAGCAGCGUCUCACGUGACGUACCGACAUACGACGCAGGCUGUGCCUAUUUUAGUAUCUAGCGAACAACAUGCGGGAAUAACUGGUUUAAUUACUCCGACUUUAACCGUACCGUCGAACUACGAGCUUGUAAAUCAGUGCGCUACCGCGCCUGUAGUUAAUAUGCAGUCCGGUGGGACUAAGGAAUUUCUUCAAAAUAGUUCCAUUGCAAUUCAGCAAGCGUUCGAGAAGGUCAAAGAAGAAGAAAUAUCACCAAAUUAUCUUCAAGAUAAACAACAUAUGUAUAACAGCCAAGUACCGAUAAUGUUUUCCAAUAAUGCUUUGACGUUUCCCUUGAUAUCCACUCGUGAUUCGCAAAGCAUUAUUGUUUCUACUUCUUCAAGCGUGCCAAUAGUUCCCCGCUCUAUUCCGUGUGUAAAUGUCCUGAACUCGACUUCGACAACUAUGAAACCCUUCGACUCAGCUGUCGAUAACUUUUUACCUACACAAACUGUUCCCUUGGAGAAGCAGAUACAGAUUUUAACAAACCAUGUAGAAAAACUGAAAAAGUUGAAGACGAGCGAAACUAUGUUGCAAUAUAAUGUGUUAGAUCGUCAGCAAGGAAAUUUCCUUCAAUCUCAGACGCAACUAUCGUUUUCAUCCGCGACCACGGUAGAACCUUUUGUCCACAGUAAGCUGCAGCAAGCAGCUAGUCAACUUCACGUCAACCAACAACCAAUACAAGUUCCGUCAUCAGUUUACCAGCAGAUGGAGAAGGAACAAGUCCAACACACGUCGCCUGAUUAUCAAAUAAUACAAAGUGCUCUUGCCAAUGAGAACCUCGCCUCAGCCAUCUCGACAUCGUUUAUAACUGCAACUAGCCCUGUGCAGACCGUCCCAACAACAUAUACUGCUAUUGCUCAGAAGCAAGCAUACAUGACUGUACCUCAGUCGGUGAACCAAGUAUUACCAACUUCAACAUACCAGACGGCAGUCGUCUAUCAACAACAAAACGGUGUCGGGCAGCAGCAACAGUUUACCUCGUCCAACUUUUCUAACACAGCUUCUCAACAACAAGCUACCAUUACUCCAUUUUCAAACAGUCGAAAUGCGCACCAAGCGCAGCAAACUGCCACUGUUUACAACCAGCAAGUUGCGCAUGUUCACCCGUCUUCCUAUCAAACCCAGUCGCAGCCGCAAACAUCUUCGUUCACUCUGCAACAGCAAGCAUUCCAACAGCCCUCACAGCCUCAUCAUCAACACCCUUCUCCAACGUUUCAGCAACACCCUUCUCCAACGUUUCAGCAACACCCUUCUCCAACGUUUCAGCAACACCCUUCUCCAACGUUUCAGCAACACCCUUCUCCAACGUUUCAGCAGCAACAACAAUUAUUUGAGAACAUAACGAAUCUUACUGAUUUCUCAAAGGCGGAAUUUGAAAACGAUGCUACGAAGGAGUCUCAAUGGCAAACUCGUCCAUCAAUCAAUGAUGCCAUAGCCACUAAUAAAGUUGGGUAUCAUGAUAAUAAUACGAACAAGCAGCGCUCCUCGAGGGCUGCAAGUCCUAUGAAACUAAAUGAAAAUGAGAAUAAUAAUUUCUUAACCGCAUUAGAGCAGUUGAACAAUUCACAAACGUUUACGUCGUCGUUACCGUCAACACCUGUUGCCAUGACAAACCACGUCUCCGUUUUUAACACUACGCCGUCAGAUAUUCAACUUUCACAGAUGGAUAAUUCUGUUGUCGAAGCAAAUGAGCUCAACCAAUCGGAAGUCAGCGUCGACUACUCCGACGCUUAUAAAAACGUUAACAAGUCAACGAGUAACACGUGGGUGUCAUACCAAAGCGAUACAUCACAAUACGGCCAAUCCACAUUAUAUCAACAACAUCUGCAACCAACUACCGAUGGAAUACAAAAAGGUUGGUGAUGUAGUAAAGCUUACUGAACAAACGCUACGUGAUGGCGUAGCCGGAUAUAGAUCGUGGAUUUGCGUGCCUUGAAAAUAUUUUUAACAUGUCAGUAUUUUCUUUCCUUUUAUAUAUAUAAUUGGCAUUUUUUAAUUGGAUUUUAGAUAGUCUUUAAAGACUAAAGAUAAAUAUUAUGAAUUUAGCCUUUAUAAGAGGGUCCAGUUGUUUUGAUCACAAAACAGUUUCGUCUAUCAAUUUACGUAACUUCGUGUUCUACGUGUUUUCUCCUCCCGUUAUAACAUGCUUCCUUUUUGAAAUAGCCUCACAAAUUUUUUAAUUCAGUACUGGCAUCUCAAAAAGUGGCAAAAUUAGAAAAUUUGUGAUCAAUAGCGAGAACGUCAUAUCUGAUGAUCUGCGCAUAUAAAAGUCAAACUAUAACAGGGCGAUAUUAUACACAAGCAGACUUUUCUUUGUGUUGAAAUCAUUAGAUGAAGCUAGAUUUUUAAAAGUUAUAUUUUUUAUAAAAAAGAAAAAACGUGGGUGAAUUAGUCGCUGACGUAUUUAUGUAUUGUUAUUUGUUUCGUUGUCACGGUAACAUAGGAGCCUCCCAUUUAUUUGUGUGAUUUUAUGAAGCGUGUGUUUCUAUAACAAUUCUACUUGUACUUAAGUUUAAUUUUUAAUUUUUUAAUCUUUUUUAUAAAUCCUAAUUUUGUCAAUAUAAAAACUAAGAAGAACCGCGAAUGAUAAUUUUUGAAUAAAGCAUGGAGGAUGUCAAUCUUUCGUGAGUGACAUUUUUUGCCUGACUGAUAGUGAAAAUGUUUGUUGUGUUCUUGCGGUGGCCAACUUAACCCCAAAACUGUUUUUAUUUUGUAUGUAUCGUAGCUAAUCAUGCUUUUCAUAUUUGAACACGUGCAGCCUUGUCCCCAGGAAUUUUCGGGCAUUUUAUAUUUGCACGGCCAAAUAUAGCCCAACAAGUCCUGGGGAUAAAGUUGGAAAAGGUGGUUACGUUGAGAGUUUGUGUUACCUAAAAACAAAAAAACGAUUUGACGUAUGGCUAAAUAUGCAAAUUAGAAGAAUUUCGCUCACAUUAGCUUUCGCGAAACUAUGAUUGAUUUUAUUUUAUUUAGCGCUUGUUGUGAUAUAACAUAAUUUAUGCAGAAUAAUUUAUUUUCAAUCGUUAGCGAAACAGACAAGCAUGUAAUGUCUAACCAUAGUCAUAAAAAAGGACUAUGGUCUGGUCGAGUAUGAUUAGCUACAAUAAUCUUUUUUAUUUAAUUUUUUUUCUUACUUUCCAGAUUUUAACGAUUUUAUACUUUAUUGUAAUGAUUAUAUCUCAUAUUUUGAUUUGAAUUAAAUAAAUUUUAGCUGUUUUACGUGAA
Molecule: messenger RNA, 5533 nt
Organism: Hydractinia symbiolongicarpus
Lineage: Eukaryota; Metazoa; Cnidaria; Hydrozoa; Anthoathecata; Hydractiniidae
Product: nuclear factor of activated T-cells 5-like
Exons: 8
Coding region: 311-4174 (1287 amino acids)
Biological process (GO): regulation of transcription by RNA polymerase II
Cellular component (GO): transcription regulator complex
Molecular function (GO): transcription factor binding; DNA-binding transcription factor activity, RNA polymerase II-specific; RNA polymerase II cis-regulatory region sequence-specific DNA binding
Source: RefSeq, a predicted model, not a curated record